Molecule: messenger RNA, 941 nt
Organism: Schistocerca cancellata (South American locust)
Lineage: Eukaryota; Metazoa; Arthropoda; Insecta; Orthoptera; Acrididae
Gene: bves
Product: popeye domain-containing 2
Exons: 7
Coding region: 1-705 (234 amino acids)
Cellular component (GO): sarcolemma
Molecular function (GO): cAMP binding
Source: RefSeq, a predicted model, not a curated record
AUGAAUCCUAUACAGAAAAUAGUGCACAAGUAUGAGCCAGUGUUCAAGAUUUUGGCGGAGCGGAUGGCGGUGUACCUGGCACUAUUUCAGCCUCUCAGGGUAACUCGGCAUCAGUUCAAGAAGGUGCUCAACUGCAUGCGGAAUAUCCGAAAGCUCAAGUACCAAGAAGUGUACGCGCAGGAGAAAGUGACCAAAGUGGACAGCCUGUCGUUAGUUCUGACUGGCAAGCUCGUAGUGUCUCAGAACGGCCGGGCGCUGCACAUAGUAUUCCCACACCAAUUCCUCGACUCGCCCGAGUGGUUCGGCGUGUCUACAGAUGAGUUCUUCCAGGUGUCAAUAACAGCUAUGGAAGAAUCACAGGUGCUUGUGUGGCACAGAGACAAGCUCAAACUGACAAUCAUCACAGAUCAGUUCCUACAAGCAGUGUUUGACCACAUUUUGGGUCGUGAUGUUGUCAAGAAACUGAUGCAGGUUAGUGAAACAAUGGCAGCAAGUAAUAAUGGUCAUCUACCAAAUAGUCUUGAUGAUGGAGAGGAUAAGCCAAUGCUAAUUGUGAAGAAAACAGGGGAGGGGCCGGGCAUCACCGCACUUAUAAACAGACAGCUACAAGGUAUGCCUAGGAUUAGGUACUAUUAUUGUGCAACUGACCCAAAUGCUUGGAGAUUAGGGCGAAUAGAAGAGGCUGACCAUGAAACUCCAGUAUGAAAAAUGUUUAGAAAUCAGGUUGUAUGUAUGUGGAUGUGUGACAAUCUGAAAUGUGAAAAUGUAUGUAAAUUUCUAAUAAUGAUAUUAUGUACUGGUACUGUUGGAAUCCUUUUUUGCCAGUUUCUACCUGCAAUGUACAGCUGGUUAAAGUCUAACUGAACUCUAAAACAUUUGCAGAAAUGCUAAAUGUUGAUUAUACGUGAUGUGUAAAAUAAAAUAAAAAGUAUAAAGAUCAA